UACUACCUGCUCCCACUCCUUUGUAGGUUGAUUGCUUUCGGUUGCUUUAAAAACUGUAGUUCCGUUCGGUGUGGCGAGCACAGGCAGCCCGAAGAAUGUGUCAACAUUCUGUUAAAUUAUGUGUGGCGUGAAUGUUUAUUAAGUAACUUCCACGGUGCUCUAUAUUGUGGACACAAAAGCCGAUUUGUUUUUGUUUAGUGCUCAUGUUUAGAAAAUAUUCAACGUUAUGUUAACUGUCUUCAACUUCAAGGUUGUUUGUUGUUCUUGCAUUGUUUUUAAAAAAUGUGUUCUCUACUUCUUCGGAAUAAAUAGCAUGCAUCUGACAACAGGUUGGACCCCACUACUAUGGAAAAUAAAAAGGGAAUACAUCAUAGCCCCUCAUCACUUACUUCAUGCAAUGAAGUCAUACAAAACGAAGCGAUUUCAACGAAACAUUCCCAUCAACACAAUACUCCACUUCAACAUCUAAGGUUAUUACAGUAUGGUUUGAAAAUGUCCAACCACCAACACCCCCUAAAUCAAUCUCAUCCUCAUCAACAAAUAAAUUCACCUUUACAUCUUCACAUGCAUGCUCAGCAAGUCCAAUAUCAACAACAGCAAAAUAUUCACAGGCAUUUACCGCCAGCAUCUCAACAGUUGAAUAGUACAAAUUUUCCCCAACACUAUGUUCAUCAACACCAACAAAACAAAAACACGCAGACGAUCCAGAACCAGGCAUUCGAACAGCAAAUAAAGCAACCGCCCCUACAUUCACACACACAAAUUUUACAAAACAGUCCACAAAUUUGGGUCCCGCAUCAACCUCCGGUUCAUUAUCACCAGCAACCGAGCAAACCCGACCAGAAGAAAAACAGCGCGCAACCGCAGCCAAAGCCGAAGGAGAACUUGGAGAGGAAGAAAUCGAACAGUACUUUUCAGAUGAGGUCGCCCUCGGCGAAGAGGCCCUUAAACGCACCGGUGACCAUGCAAGGGUGGCUGUACAAGCAGGGCUCCGAAGGGCUGAUGUUGUGGAAAAAGCGCUGGUUCGUGUUGUCGGAGUACUGUCUGUUUUACUACAAGAGUCCCGAAGAGGAGAAACUUUUGGGUUCUAUUUUGCUUCCGUCGUACAAAGUUUCCAUUUGUGGUCCUGAAGACAAAGUCAAUAAAAAGUAUGCCUUUAAGUGUGAACAUGCUAAUAUGAGGACUUAUAUAUUAGCGGCAGAUUCACAAGAGUUGAUGUUGCAGUGGAUACGCGUUCUUAAUUUAGCUUGCCUUUUACAAACUAACGUAGAUGCAGAUCAACAGAUUAGUUCGUCGGUGCCCGUAGUUCAUAAUCAGUCGAGUAGUAAUUCUGAUCAUCACCAUUUUCAUCAAAACCCGACUGACAAUACGGUAGUUCAUAUGCACUCUUCGAGCAACACCACUGACUUGAGUAAUCCCAGUCAGCAAGAGCUCAGUCAGUACAAUCAUCAACCAUUGUAUGCCAACGCUCCUCCAAAACCUAGACGUUUAAACGAUAGCAGUUACUCUUCUUCUAGUCCCGACGUAUUGGAAAGAUAUAACAAUCCUCCCCAAGAUGUGCCAAUUAUGCGAAACGUACUCAAAUCACCCGUUAAUAUUUACGGUCACAUUCAUUUGAAACCUCACUCACCUCAACCAGGAUACGUACACCACCGUCCUCAGCACGAGAUGCAUACUUACGUGUAUACACCAACGCGAGACGUACCAAAUAUACCUCAGAACGUGGAACGAAGAACACCAGAUACCUAUGGUCGCUCCAAACUAAAUACCGUAAAGUCGAGGCAUCCAACCGACUACGAGGAUGUAUAUACCGACCAAACCAUGUAUAAACGACCACUGAGUCCUAUAGCCUAUAGCCACAUAAAGAAAACUCCGGUUGUGAACGCACCAUACCGAGCGUACACACCUCCACACAUGCUAGAUUCGAAAGAUCUAGCACCUUGCCCGGUCCUACAACUCCGAAAAUCACCAGUUCCAGUUGUAAGACCGCACAGUGCUGAUUUCUUAGAGUACGAGUUGAACCAUCGACGACCAAAUUCUAGUGUUUUAACUAGACAGCAGCCGCGACCUAAAUCUAGCCUAGAUAUUAACAGAUACUCGAAUAGUGAUAAUUAUUUUUACUCCGAAGAAAGAUACGCCGAAAAAAUGCGCAAAUCGGCGCAGUACCUCCCCAACAUGCCUAAAGGCUACACCACCCCGCAUGACAGGAAAUUCACAACGAACAAACUCCCCGAAAACGAAAACAAUUUCGUUCUGAUGAGAUCUAAUACUCAACCGAUCGAUUUUAACAACGUCGAAAUUAGCGAAAUGCAACCGGUUAGGAGCCGGAGCGUGUUAAGCGAAGGUUCGUUAUCGAGGGAACUUGAUAUGGAUUUACGGUCGAAUCCGCAACAGUGUUUAAGAGAAGCGGUUAGUCCUGCUUUCGCCGGCAGACAGGAAUAUGGAUACAAUUACGAAGACGAUAUUCGGAAUAAGGAAAAUGACCAGUUCGUUCGGUCGGCCAGCGCGAGGUUGGCAACGAACGAGCUGCAGGGGGACGUAAAUCCGAUGGCCAUCGUGGGAGACAGAAAGAGAGAAGAGUCCAUGAAGCGUUUGCUUGAAUGGAAGCAAAGAAUGUUGCAGUCUCCAUUGAACAGAAAGGUUCAGAAUCACCGUAUAUAUUCUGGAAGAGUUCCGAUUUAUGGUAAAAAGCAAGAAAACGAGUUUGCAGCGAAAAACCAGUCAAAUAUAUAUUCUGACGGACGAAGAUCCAUGAAUAAUUUGCCGCAGUAUAACAGUUAUUCUUCAGACGACGAAGAAAAUGAGGAAGGAAGCAAAGAAAAUGUGCAAUCACAGGCAGGACGGACCUUGGACACAUUUUCGAGUAAUUCAGAAUCACUUACACCUGCACAUACUGCUUCUAUCACUGUGUUUAAUACUCUGAAGGAACCUGACAAGCCUUUAUCUCAGUCUGACACGAUGCACGAUUCACGACAGCACACAGAGGCCAAAGAGAGCGAGACCGCCUGUGAGGAAAGCACAUUCACAAAACCCUUAAUCCAAUUCAAUAAAGAAUCCUCCAACCUGGCGCACGUCUCGAGCUUGCGUUCCGAGUUCUCGGACAAAUUCGAGCCCAGCCCUACGAUCACAGAAAUCAAAAGCAACGGAGCCCUCGUCAAGAGCAUUCUAGCCGAAUUCGAGCGGAAAGCGAGCGACGGCAAAGACGACAUGCUCCUCGAAGAAAACUACAUGACCAUGACCCCGAAAAAGAGCGUGCUGCAGCCUCGCUUGAGCACCAGCAGCGACGCCACCCUCAUUUUUAACGAACUCGAGGAAAACCCCUACGUGGAGAUGACCCAAAACGUCGACAUCUCCUUCCUAGAGUCCUCCACUUACGGCUGCGAGCUCAUGGAACACGAACCGUACGAAAUGGUGUGUUUCAACGAGAACAAGUUCGAACCGGUUUACAUGGAACUGAAAAACCCGGACAAGAAAACCGAGAACAAAGACCUUCCAGACAUCGUAGUCCCUCCCAAAAUCAAAAGGUCUGCCGUCACUUGCAACAACAAGUCGGAUAGUUCGGAUGCGGACGACGAAGCGUCUAAAGACUUGGACUCCUUGGAUGCCCCCAGCAACCCUAGGUUUAGCUUGUCGGAUAAUUUUCGCCCGGCUUCGUACUAUUUAGGGGCCAGUCAAACCGUAACGGAGUUCCCGGAUAGUUCCGACAGCGAAUUAGUGUCACCACCCCCGAUUCCAACAUCGCCGCCCCCACUUGAAGAUUUAGAUAACACGGACGAAAGUUUAGUGACGAAUAGAAAUUCGGAUCAGUAUUUUAAUAGCGCGCGUCUCGGGAAAACCCCUCCGAUGAUAAAAACGCGAAAUUUGUCUCUAAGCGCUUUGAAAGAUCAAGAUAGUUCGUCGGUUUGCAGCGUGGCAACGUCGGAUACGGAUCGGCGCAUGCGUAGCAGACUGUCACACAAUAGUGACUCGGAUGUCGAAUUGCGUAUACCGGUAUCGAGAAACGCGGAAUAUGAAAAAAUGUUAAAACGUAGACCGGUUGCUGAGGAAUUAUGCGACGAGCUGGACUCAGUGGCUAGUGAUUUAAACGACACGAUCGACCUGGAUAAGUACCUAUCCGACUUACAAAUCAGUAACUUAAACGAAUCAACGAACGAAGAUUUACAAAUGAUGAAGUUUCACGAGUACGAAAAUCUAUGUAUCAGGAGCAAACAGACAGACAACGCGGAAAGUAUGUCCGAAAAACCUGCAGACAUCAGUACUGAAGUAAACGGCAGACAAUCGACUUUGUCAAGCGAGGAGUUCAUUCAGAAAACCGAAAGUAGCGCCUCUACGUCAAUGGAAAUAUGCGGAUUUGUGCAAAACUCGAACAGAUCUACCCCUAGUAUCAGAAUUAGUAGUUCUUUAAGCGCUCAAGAAAUCCCCACCGUGUCUUCGUAUUUCUCGGACCAUAGAGACAUGUCGUCCAACUCGUCGUUGUGUCAACCGGCGCCUUAUUACUACUCUGAUCUGUGCAUGAAUGUGUCCGACACCGAAAGCAACUCCACGAUCCUAACCCUAAAUAAUCAGAGACGUGCUUUGAACGGAAAUAAACGGGACAUCACUCGAAUAAUUAACCCCAUCAAGUGCAACAGUCAACUGAGGAGUGAUCGUGGAAACGACACAACUUUUACUCUGGCGGCGGAAGCUCGAUCAGCGUCAGUCGAUUUCUUGAACCUAACCGACAAGUCAGGUCACAUUGACAAAAAAAAUAUUUAUGAAUCGGACACUUUGAAACGGUUGAAGAUGGCGGAAUCAGUUGGAAUGAACCCAGAAACGCGGAAUUUGUACCCUCCUUUUAAGCUCGACAAGUUUAAUAACGUGGAAGUGACUAACGACACGAAUGUGCGACGAUCGCAUUCAUUAGAAGGUUUAUUAGAAAACGUCUUCAGUGAACACUUAGACGUGGAAAAUGACGACGCAGUGGCGGCAGACAAUGAGGCGUCUAACACUGAAGGUAGUUACUUGUGGGAGGAGGAUUCGAUAUGGCGGGAGAGAUUGCGUUCGGCGAGUCAAAGACACACGAAAUCGAUGGACGAUCUAAAUAGUAUCGGAGAUAAUAAGAAAGUGCAGAAAAAGUCGCCGAGAGGUAUCACAAGGGUUGUGACGUACGUUAACGACAAUAUUUACAAUAUGCCGUUCCAAAGUAAAGUACAAGAAGUGGAUGAUAAGAACGAGGGCGAAAAUAACAGUGGGGUGAAAAAGGAAGGCAGUUUUGUUAUUGAUAGAGAGAAAUUGAGACAGUGGGACUUAAUGUCGAGUGCACCUUCAGAUGAUCAAUUGUCGACCAUCACGGCUUCGCAGGGACCGGCGGGUAAUAACACGGUGCUAGAAAUAGGUGAUGGGAGUACUUGUGAACCAGUUGAAAGUUUCAACAACCAGCAAACAGCAGCAUCAGGUUCAGUAUCAAUAAAUACCAGAGAUAGAUUUCCAAAAGCAGCUUUUUCUAAAAGACCGUGGACGAACUGCUCGUCGCUGCCUACACGCUCGGUGACGAAUUUGGCAAGAACUAACGAACCGGAGAACUUCAUGCCACAUUCGCAAGACUAUUACUUAACUCAAGCCCCUCCGCAUCGUGACUUGCGUGCAGAUAAUGUCCAUGCACACAACAUCCGAAAAGAAAAGUGGUCUCUAAAUGAUAAAAUGAAUGUAUCUGCUGGUGAACUACUUGGUAGGACGCACGAAGAACUCGUCUUACUUUUGAUACAAUUGCGUAGACAAAAUUCCAACACAUUGCAGGCCAUCGAAAACUGUUACAAUGAGAUUGACACAAUACAGGCACAAUUACAUGGCUCUAUACUAAAUCAAGUGACACGAUUAGAGAAUUUGCAAAAACUGGAGCAAAUUAAGCAACAUUUGAUUGAACUAGAAAAGCAAUACGAAAAGGGCAAACCCUUGGUAAACCUUGUAGACAAUAUGGUAAAACUAGGUUCACUCUAUAGAACACCCAACGAGCGCAAUUUCCUGGCUCCUGAAAUCCGAGACCGUCUAGAAUUCAACCAACAAAUCCAAGAGCGGCGUCUUUUAGCAGAAGAACGCCGUGAUUGGAACCGACUGAACUUUAACCACAUCCAGUUGCAAGAAAAAGUGCAGCAAUUAUACAAAUUAGAUAAACUAAUCCAAGAAGAAUCAGGAACGUUGCAAAAUCUCCAACAAGAUAAAGAAGAAAUCGAAAAAGCCUUAGGCGGUUUGAAACACCGUCUGAACAAAGGGUUUAGCGAUCCUGCCGAAGUUGAAGAAGCUAGAAAACAGCAAGUCAAUUUAGAAAACGAAUUAAGCAGGGUACAUUUAAUGUUAGCUCAAAAUUCUAAAAAACUCGAAGAAACCGUAGCCGGAAACGCAAGACUGGAACAAGAAUUAUUAAUUUUAAAACAAAAACUUCAAAUAUCCAGGCAACAAAGAAGUUCGCCACAGUUUUCGAACGCUGGUGACAGUAUGUUGUGUGCCGGUGGCACGUCAGCCAUGUUAGAAUCGGACCUACAACGAGUGCAACAGAAAGUCGGGGAUUUACAAAAACAAAGGCAGGAACUUAGUUUACAAGUUAGGCAACUCACCGAUCGGUCGAACAGCUUACAACAACAAGUUAAACGCUCACCGUCGGCAGUCACACCAAACAACCAAAAUACUAGUAACAAGAAAAAGGUCAAUUCGUUUUGGCGCGAAACCGACUUAGACACCAUGAACGUGAUAGACCAUGGCGACUCGUGGGACAAUCAAGUCUUCAAUGACGUUUCUAGCUACAGCGCCGACUUGAAACAAGAGUCGGAUCUUUACGGUCGUGGUUUCAAAACUACUGAUUCCGGCAGCGACGACAAUGCGCAGAAUCCGAAUCUGAUUUGUCAUGAAAAACCCGAGAUCAAGACUGUCAGGAUUGUGAAACGGGAAUCCGAGAGGCGGCAACGGGAUCGGGAGAAGAGUGCAACCGGGAAGUGGGAUGUUCUCGUCGAAGAAGAUAACUCGUCGCAGAAUUCGAGUGUUUUGUUUAGGCCUACUCCAGUACAGAAGACUCAAAGCUCGACUAACGUUAUGUUGCCGCCGUUCGAGAUGGAUAAAAGCGGCGUUUUGAGUAGGCAGAGCUCACUGUCAAGUCCUAGUUUACCGCAGACGUUUUCAGAUAGGAUGAGCUCGAGUGCGGAAGGUAGCGUUGAUAGAUCACCGGAGUUGUCGCCGGUGUUUAAAAGCGAAGCCGCGAGGCAAAUCAUCACGGAGAUGUCCAACCAGGACAUGCCGAAGUAUAUGAAGAGAAGAGCGGUACCGAAGGAGAAACGUCGCCAUUAUACAGCCCCUCACAAUAACUUGAUAAUGAAAAGUCUGAACCAGUUACCGACGGACGAGGAUGCCUUCGAUAAAAUGAUAGUCAAUAAUAGGAGAGCUAGAGACGAUUUAGAUAUGGAGAGGGCGCUUAGGCAACGCAUCGACGCACCCGACGUCGUACGGUCUACUUUGAGUAACAAGGAACUCAAAUACAAUGAAAAUACCAUUGAUAAUAUUCUAGGAACUCCAAAUAAGAUUAAUAUACCUGAAAGAUAUAUACCUGAACAAUUACCUCAGUUAUCCGCUGAAGAACAAGAACAUAGAUUAAGAAAGGUCGAGUCAAUUAAAAAAAUGCUUUCGGAUGCUGCUAUUCUCAGCAGCAGUUCGUCAAAUCUUGCCUCAGAUGAAAAGUUCAACAAAACACCAAAUAGCAUUACCAAUAAGGCAACCACAAAAAUGAUAGAGGAGAAAAAGCAAAGAGAACACUUACUCCAGUUGAAUCAAAUACUUGCCAAGCAAGUAAUGGAGAUGAGCAAAAUUGUAGCAGUGAAAGCAUUGGCGACGUUGCCGCUUCAGCCUCAACAGAUGAACACGGACGAAGAGGACUCUUCUCCUGUGACGCCUUUGCCUCUUUAUCAACAACGUGAUAAUUUUUACAGUUAAUUUAAAUUGAGUGUACAAAUUUAAAAGGUUGUGUUCAAAAGUUUGGCCUGUUAUACAUUUUAAAUAUAUUAAGCUCCAUUAGUAACCAGUAUUAAAGUAUUAUGGGCUGUUCUCUUUGUAUAUAUUUGAAAUGUAACUGUAAAGAACUGAGUGCCAGACAAUAAGUAUAUGUAUAUUUAUUUUUAUUUGUUUCAUGAGAUAAAUUAUGUUGUACAACGUUACGUAGUUAAAUGUAUUAAUAUUGUUUAUAUUAAAGUUUAGAAUAUUGUAAGUUAAAUUCUGCUCAUCGAUUAUUUAAUUAAACUUGUUCAGAUUUUGGGAUGGUGAUGGUUAGUUGAUCGAAACAGUAUAUUUUUUAUAUUAGAAAUAUAUGGUAUUUUACGUGGUUGUCUAACUUUGGAGUGCCACUUUUGGUAAAGGUAAAUUUUGUCUCAAAAAUAAGCUUUAAUUUACACGUACUUACGACUUCGAAUUUUCUUUUUUUUAACAUAUCUGUGUAGCUAAAUUUAGUGAACGUACCCCAAAGUUUUACAACGUGAAUUUCACUUGCAAAAUUUAAUAAUUGUAUGUAAAACGCCACGACUAGCGCAAUUAGGAAAAACGUAAAAGAAUUACUGAAAAUGAUAUUAGAAAAUGUUAAUUGUAAACACUAUAAUUGUGUACAACACGAGCGGCACAUGAUUUCCUCUUUGGUGCAAGUGAACAUUAGAGUUACAAAAGCCGUUUCUCUUAUAUUUUUAAAAUACUCUUCCUCUAACGACAUUAUUUAACUUUUGUACAUAUUGUUUAUGCAAAUAUAUUGACAGUUGAAAUUUAUUUAUUUAUGUAUAAUUCGUUAAGGUUAAUUAUGUGAACAUCUUGAUAAUAAAUUUUUUUUACAAGUAACUUUUCUAUGAAAAAUUGUACGCGACAGAAGAAUAUACAACUUGUAUGGUGUUAUCAACACAUAUUUAAUCACAAUAAACAAUCAGCUGCUAUGACAAUUCCAAGCAGCGAAGUAGUAA
Molecule: messenger RNA, 8957 nt
Organism: Zophobas morio
Lineage: Eukaryota; Metazoa; Arthropoda; Insecta; Coleoptera; Tenebrionidae
Gene: kmr
Exons: 15
Coding region: 346-7953 (2535 amino acids)
Source: RefSeq, a predicted model, not a curated record